Messenger RNA from Artibeus jamaicensis (Jamaican fruit-eating bat), 7685 nucleotides. It is a transcript of the gene CACNA2D1, whose product is annotated as calcium voltage-gated channel auxiliary subunit alpha2delta 1. NCBI's taxonomy places the organism in Eukaryota, Metazoa, Chordata, Mammalia, Chiroptera, Phyllostomidae. The transcript is spliced from 39 exons. Gene Ontology annotation, cellular component: L-type voltage-gated calcium channel complex. Bases 404 to 3715 code for a protein of 1103 amino acids. Gene Ontology annotation, molecular function: voltage-gated calcium channel activity. The record is from RefSeq and is a predicted model, not a curated record.
CCAAGAGCCGCCAUCCCUCCUCCGCCCCCGCCUCCGCCUCCCUCUCCUCGGCAAUCAGGGGAAUAAAUCAGGGAAGAAAUAGAGAGGGGAAAAGAGAGAGAAGAUAGUGAGAGUGCGCGGGCGCUGGAAGGCUCGCCCAGGUUGGUUUCCAAAGUCGCCCUUGAUGGCGGCGGAGGCGCGGCAGCCUCGGCGCUGAGCUGCAGACACGCGCUGGAGGGUCCGCCCGCCGCCGCCCCUUCCCCGCGCCGCGCCCCCGCCCCAGCCCAGUCCGCGCCCCGGCCGGGCGCGCCGGCCCAGCAGACGUCCGCGGCCGGACGCGAGUGCUCCUUCUCGUCCCGCGGUUUCCUGCCCCGGUCCCUUCCCCGUCUGGGGAGGGAGGCGGGAUUGAUCUUCGAUCGCGAAGAUGGCUGCUGGCUGCCUGCUGGCCUUGACUCUGACACUUUUCCAAUCUUUGCUGAUCCGCCCCUCGUCUGAGGAGCCGUUCCCUUCGGCCAUCACGAUCAAGUCAUGGGUGGAUAAGAUGCAAGAAGACCUUGUCACACUGGCGAAAACAGCAAGUGGAGUCAGUCAGCUGGUUGAUAUUUAUGAAAAAUACCAAGAAUCGUAUACUGUGGAACCAAAUAAUGCACGCCAGCUGGUGGAAAUUGCAGCCAGAGAUAUUGAAAAACUUCUAAGCAACAGAUCUAAAGCCUUGGUGCGCCUGGCUUUGGAAGCAGAGAAAGUUCAAGCAGCCCACCAGUGGAGGGAGGAUUUUGCAAGUAAUGAAGUUGUCUACUACAAUGCAAAGGAUGAUCUUGAUCCUGAAAAAAAUGACAGUGAGCCAGGGAGCCAGAGGAUAAAACCCAUUUUUAUUGACGAUGCUAAUUUUGGACGACAAGUGUCCUAUCAGCACGCGGCAGUCCAUAUUCCCACCGACAUCUAUGAGGGCUCAACAAUUGUAUUAAAUGAACUCAACUGGACAAGUGCCUUAGAUGAAGUUUUCAAAAAAAAUCGAGAUGAGGAUCCUUCAUUGUUGUGGCAGGUGUUUGGCAGUGCCACGGGCCUAGCCCGAUAUUAUCCGGCUUCUCCAUGGGUUGAUAACAGCCGAACUCCAAACAAAAUUGACCUUUAUGAUGUGCGCAGAAGACCAUGGUACAUCCAAGGAGCUGCAUCUCCUAAAGACAUGCUUAUUCUGGUCGAUGUGAGCGGAAGUGUUAGUGGAUUGACACUUAAACUGAUCCGAACGUCUGUCUCCGAAAUGUUGGAAACCCUCUCAGAUGAUGAUUUUGUGAAUGUAGCUUCAUUUAACAGCAAUGCCCAGGAUGUAAGCUGUUUUCAGCACCUUGUACAAGCAAAUGUAAGAAAUAAGAAAGUACUGAAAGAUGCGGUGAAUAAUAUCACAGCAAAAGGGAUUACAGAUUAUAAGAAGGGCUUUAGCUUUGCGUUUGAACAGCUGCUCAAUUAUAAUGUUUCCAGAGCUAACUGCAAUAAGAUCAUCAUGUUGUUCACGGAUGGAGGAGAAGAGAGAGCCCAGGAGAUAUUUGCUAAAUACAAUAAAGAUAAAAAAGUACGAGUAUUCACGUUUUCAGUUGGUCAACAUAAUUAUGACAGAGGACCUAUCCAGUGGAUGGCGUGUGAAAACAAAGGUUAUUAUUAUGAAAUUCCUUCCAUUGGAGCAAUAAGAAUCAAUACUCAGGAAUAUUUGGAUGUUCUGGGAAGACCCAUGGUUUUAGCAGGAGACAAAGCUAAGCAAGUCCAGUGGACCAAUGUGUACCUGGAUGCCCUGGAACUGGGACUUGUCAUUACUGGAACUCUUCCGGUCUUCAAUAUAACCGGCCAAGUUGAAAAUAAGACAAACUUAAAGAACCAGCUGAUUCUUGGUGUAAUGGGGGUUGAUGUGUCUUUGGAAGAUAUUAAAAGACUAACACCACGUUUCACACUGUGCCCCAAUGGCUAUUACUUUGCAAUUGAUCCUAAUGGUUAUGUCUUAUUACAUCCAAAUCUUCAGCCAAAGCCUAUUGGUGUAGGUAUGCCAACAAUUAAUUUAAGAAAAAGGAGACCCAAUGUUCAGAACCCCAAAUCUCAGGAGCCAGUAACUUUGGAUUUCCUUGAUGCAGAAUUAGAGAAUGAUAUUAAAGUGGAGAUCCGCAAUAAAAUGAUAGAUGGAGAAAGUGGAGAAAAAACAUUCAGAACUCUGGUUAAAUCUCAAGAUGAGAGAUACAUCGACAAAGGAAACAGGACAUACACUUGGACUCCUGUCAAUGGCACAGAUUACAGUUUGGCCUUGGUAUUACCAACCUACAGUUUUUACUAUAUAAAAGCCAAAAUAGAAGAGACAAUAACUCAGGCCAGAUAUUCAGAGACACUGAAGCCGGAUAAUUUUGAAGAAUAUGGAUAUACAUUCUUAGCACCAAGAGAUUACUGCAAUGACCUAAAAAUGUCAGACAAUAACACCGAAUUUCUUUUAAAUUUCAAUGAGUUUAUUGACAGGAAAACUCCAAAUAGUCCGUCUUGUAACACAGAUUUGAUUAAUCGGGUCUUGCUGGAUGCAGGUUUUACAAGUGAACUAGUCCAAAAUUAUUGGAGUAAGCAGAAAAGCAUCAAGGGAGUGAAAGCGCGGUUUGUUGUGACUGAUGGUGGGAUUACCAGAGUUUAUCCCAAAGAGGCUGGAGAAAAUUGGCAAGAAAACCCAGAAACAUAUGAAGACAGCUUCUACAAAAGGAGUCUUGAUAAUGAUAACUAUGUGUUCACUGCCCCUUAUUUUAACAAAAGCGGACCUGGUGCUUAUGAAUCAGGCAUUAUGGUAAGCAAAGCUGUAGAAAUAUCGAUCCAAGGAAAACUUCUUAAACCUGCAGUUGUUGGAAUUAAAAUUGAUGUAAAUUCUUGGAUAGAGAAUUUCACCAAAACAUCGAUCAGGGAUCCGUGUGCUGGUCCAGUUUGUGACUGCAAAAGAAACAGUGAUGUAAUGGAUUGUGUGAUUCUUGAUGAUGGUGGAUUUCUUUUAAUGGCAAAUCAUGAUGAUUAUACUAACCAGAUUGGAAGAUUUUUUGGAGAGAUUGAUCCAAGUUUGAUGAAACACCUGGUUAAUAUAUCGGUCUACGCUUUUAACAAAUCUUACGAUUAUCAGUCAGUGUGUGAGCCUGGUGCUGCACCAAAGCAAGGAGCAGGGCAUCGCUCAGCAUACGUGCCAUCAAUAGCGGACAUAUUACACAUUGGCUGGUGGGCCACUGCUGCGGCCUGGUCUAUUCUUCAGCAGUUUAUCUUGAGUUUGACUUUUCCACGACUCCUUGAGGCAGUUGAGAUGGAAGACGAUGACUUUGCAGCCUCUCUGUCAAAGCAGAGUUGCAUUACUGAGCAAACGCAGUAUUUCUUCGAUAAUGAUAGUAAAUCAUUCAGUGGUGUGUUAGACUGUGGAAACUGUUCCAGAAUCUUUCAUGCAGAAAAACUUAUGAACACCAACUUAGUAUUCAUAAUGGUUGAGAGCAAAGGGACGUGUCCCUGUGACACACGCCUGCUCAUACAAGCAGAGCAGACUUCUGAUGGUCCAAAUCCCUGCGAUAUGGUUAAGCAACCCAGAUACCGAAAAGGGCCUGACGUCUGCUUUGAUAACAAUGACUUGGAGGAUUAUACCGACUGUGGUGGCGUUUCUGGAUUAAAUCCCUCCCUGUGGUCCAUCAUUGGAAUCCAGUUUGUCCUUCUUUGGCUUUUAUCUGGCAUCAGGCACUGCCAGUUAUGACCUCCCAAAGCCAAAUCUGCAUAAUUAAACUCCAGACCCUGCCAAAACAUGAGCCCACAAAUGCAUUAACAUAGGGUCAACCAUGGAAUCAGCAGAGCAUUAGCUGGGCCCAUAACAUGGCAUAAAACUAAGGCGCAGACUCCUAAGGCACCCACUGGCUGCAUGUCAGGGUGCCAGAUCCUUCAACUCGUGUGAAUGUUGCAUCAUCCGUGUAUAACAUCAAAGCAAAAUUUUAUAUGUGCUCUACUGGAAAAUUCGAGAGUUUGUUGUUGCACUGUAUGUGAUUAAUUGUAAAAGGGCUCCCCACACAACUGUUUAUGAAGCAUAAAAAUUGUCUUGAUUUUGACCUGGAAAUUUGACUUAACUGCAAUCCUUGUUCUUUUACCAAGAAAAUCUCUAGGGGAAAAGAAGUUUGUUUGGUUUUUUUUGCCUCCCUUAUUCUGUUACAAAUUAUUUUCUGUUUUGAGUAGUUAUUAUUGAAAAUAUAUAGAUAGAGAGAGAAUUAAAAGGGAUGUAAUCUUUUGAAAUAGAUAUAAUGGCCAAUUUUCUAUUUUAAAAAAUUGCCAUGAAUAAAAUGCCUUAUGAAGAAUGGCUUCUCUGCCAAAAAUAUAACAUAAAUGAUGACCAAUUAAGUUUUGGUGGGGUGAUAAAUUGGUUGCUUGGAAAUAACUAAGAAAUUAUUAAACUAAAGGUGCUUGAGGGUGAAAUUUGAAUAUGUGACAUAUUUCCUCAUACAUGUAAGCCCUUAAUAAGUGCUUCAGUGUAAUGUUCCUUUUGUUCACAGUAAAGUUAUGUAGUGCUAGCCAGAUAUUUCAAAAUGCUCUAAGAAAAGCUUGUUGGGGGAGGGGAAAAUGUUUUUCUUGUGAUAAAUGAACUUUGGUUACCAAGGGUAUUUUGCAUGAUGCUGCUGCUAUUUUAACUUUUUGUUUUUCUCUUACUGUAGAGGAUAGUCCAUUGAAAAGUUACAUGAGUGACAUUACUAUUAUGUAAGAAUUCGAACCUUACAGUGUAAUGCACUUAAGUCAUCUUUAACAAUGUUGUUAAGCUACUCUGAAUAUACUGUGCAAUGUAAAUGCUGAAUGAUUGGGUUAGAUCAGUGGCAAAAUGGGAAUUAACAGAUUUUAUACAGAUUCGUGCUUUUGCCUGAAAGCCUAUGUACAGAUAUUUUAAGUACAUAAAUCAGAAUUGACACAUUUAUUUUUGAAAAGUACAUAUAUGUUCUCAAUGAAGAUUCAUCCUAGGUUUCCUCUUUGUUCAUUUGAAUAGUGGCAUGUACAACCCCAAAUCUCUACUGCUGCUGCUGCUACUCUCCCUCCAUUUUAAACGGCGUGAUCACUUGACCAAAAUGUCCAAGCAGAUUGACGAGGGUUUUACAAUAAUCUGAACAAAUAGGAAACCUUGAAUCUAUAUGUAUGCACAUGAAUACUUGAUUAUGAAUAAUCAGAAUUGUUUUUAUACAGCCUCAUUGGUAAAAGUGGUUAGCAUAGUGAAUCAGAUAUUUCAUUAUAGAUUAAUAUGGAAGCAGAAUAUUAUUUAUGCUUUUAAAACUUAUUUUCAGGAGUAAACAGUAUUUGAAGAGAGGGUAAAAACAAUGAAUGUAACCCUAGUUAUAGUGAAUAAUUCUGCUGAAGGCUGGAAAUAUGCAGAUAUUUUUCAUGGUAAAAUGCAUUUGUUAUUUUUUUUUGAACAUGCCAAAUACUGGUUUGUGUAUAUGCUGGAAAUUAUCUUAUAUAUCCUUUUUAAGUCAAAAUCUUAUUACCAUUAUCCAGCAUGCUUUAGUAUGCUCACAUAUCAACAUAUAACCAAUUCUUUAGCAUAGCUUAAAAGAUAUAUUUGUUUUGUCUUUAGCUUCGCACACAUUUGUAAUUCCUACUGCCAAUAUACCCUAGGUACCAUUUGCAUACAUUUCCUUACUUAAAAUAUUUUUAUUUAAAAAUGGGGGAAGGGGGAAGUGGAUUCACUUUGCCAACUGUUGUUCUAAGAGUUAACAUCAGUUACCAUUUCUAAUGCAUUGUUGUGAUUUUGUAGUCUCAUUUGUAACUGGUAUUGACAUUUUAGAAAACACCAAAGUGAUUUAAAAAAUAUGGAACUUCUCACUCUAGUAGCUAUGUUUGAGUCAUGUUGUUUGUUAAUUCAAUAUUUAAAUCUUAUUGUUAACUUUUGCUAGACUAUUUUAAAUCAUGAAAGUGUUGGGAAGGGGAUACAAAAAUAUUAAAUUAUGUUAGUUUGUGUAUAUAAGCAACACGUUAAAACAAUUGAAUUGCUUCCAGCAUACAACAAACUACCUUAAAAUUAUCUUUAAAACCUAUUAAAUAUAUUUUCAUGGCUAAUGUCACUGAAGUAGUAUGUAUUCAUCAACUACUUUAUUGUUGUAUUAAUCACAGUUAAACUUGGCAUCUCUUGGCAGGGUCCUAUUUGAUUUCACAUGCCAUCAAAAUAUACUUUCAUGCAUGAGUCUUGCUGUGAUCCUUUACUUUUGCUAUACAAUAAGCUAAUAUAUUAGGACAACCACCUGAUUAUAAAUUGGGUAAGAACGUGCACUCUAAAACUUGUUCUGAAUCCUAAUACUACUUUCAUGCCUUUAGUAGACUUACUGUUUUGUAAGACAGUAACACUCAGCCCAUCAUAUUGUUAUGUUAAUUUAGGAUUUUUCUGUGAGUUCUAAUUGUUGACAAGAGCUUAAAUUAUAGCACAUUAUAAACAUUGAUUUUCAAAGACUAAACCGAACAAGAGAUCAAGAAAAGAACUUUUAAAACCUUCACUGAUUUAAUUUUUGCUACACUCAUGCAGCUUUGUGUAGUUUGUCAUUAAAACAAAUCUAAAUAAGUCUUGCAUUGGUGUUGAGUUACAGGAGCAAGUUUUGCAUUAAUAGUUUUCUUCAUUUGAACAACCAGCAUUACUGCCAAACACCAAUCGUGGUCCAUAUUUGUAACAGGUUUUUAACAUGACAUAGCAAGUUUGAUUGAAGAGAUUUUUAGGUCCUGGGCCUAUAAGAUUUUAGUGUGAUCUUUUUUCAUGUUUCUAAUGCUUGAGGCAUUAUUGCUUAACUUGGAAAAAACGAAACAGUGUUGCUGCCAUUUGUAAAUUUUCUUAUGAUAUUCCUUUUAUUAACUUUAAAACUGGCCUUACUGGGUUCAAAUAGGCAGUAUCCCUUUUAAGUGGCCUUUGCAACCCGAGUGUUACUUGCUUAUUUGAUGCUCUCUUGUAUCUCCAUCUUAUUUAAAUCUUCGUCUCCACCAAAGCUUAAAUUCUGUCUCUUAAUUUAAAACUCUAAACUAGUUCAUUGAUCAUGUUAGUUAACAUUCAAGUGUCUAGAGGUAUAGGGUUUAACCCAGUGAAACAAAUGGGUGUAGUGAUUUUUUAAGUGUAACAUAGAAUGAUUGAUUAUUCCACUUGCUCACAUUUUCAAAUAUUUUAUUGUUAUCUGGAACUUGUGUCAUUUUCCCAUAGCAGAAUGUUAAUAUUGCUAAUAAUCGGUGUGCAUUUGUAUAAGAAGCAAAUCAAGAAAUCAAAUGUAUCAACUGUUGAAAAAAAUCCAGAGCUUUGAAGACUUAGACAACCCUUACCAAUAAUUUCAUGUACCUUAUUUGAAAAACUCACUCAAAGAAAUUCCUCCGAGACUAAUGGGAUACUGUCUUGUAUAGAUGCCAACUGAGUUUACAGUGUGACCUGACAAAGCUCUCUUUUCUGUUGUGCUGUACGAUUGUUGGAUCAUGCUUUUUAGGGUACUUUUAUUAAAACGCUCAGUGUGCAUCCAUGCAAAAGGCCAAGUGGCUUUGUGGACAAAAGAUCUUUUCUCCCAUUUAUUAUGUUCUCUUGACACUUUUGUGGAAAUUAACUAGCCUGAUAAAAACAUUUUGUAAAAAUUUGUAUGAUACUGUUAUAAAAAUAUUUAUAAUCCCAGAAAAUGUUGUGUUAAAUCUUGUGCAAAAACAGUAUAUUCAGAAUAAAAGUUUAUCAUUUAAAGUCA